Messenger RNA from Diachasma alloeum, 3137 nucleotides. RefSeq names its product synaptosomal-associated protein 29 (gene Snap29). Gene Ontology annotation, molecular function: syntaxin binding; SNAP receptor activity. Gene Ontology annotation, biological process: synaptic vesicle fusion to presynaptic active zone membrane; exocytosis; synaptic vesicle priming. Lineage: Eukaryota; Metazoa; Arthropoda; Insecta; Hymenoptera; Braconidae. Gene Ontology annotation, cellular component: SNARE complex; plasma membrane. The record is from RefSeq and is a predicted model, not a curated record. Bases 179 to 961 code for a protein of 260 amino acids. The transcript has 2 exons.
AAAUCUGUGUUUGCGCCCUCUCCCACUCUAAAACACGCCCCCUUGGAAAUGUCAUUGUGAGGUUAUACUCAUUUGACAGGGUUUGUGGUUCGUAAAUAGUGCAACAGAUACUUGAAUCGAGAAAAAGGAACAAAGGGUGUUGAAGAAUUAGAAUCUCUGCAGCUUUGUAUAAUUUUCUAUGAAAAUGUCGGGUCACGAUUAUUUAGACGAUCCUAAAAACCCUUUCUUCUCGCUCGAGGACGAUGUCGAUGAUGAGGCUUUCCUUCGCAGUGGGCCCCCACGUCCCAACAUGCCAAACAACAAUCACUUCACGAAUUUUGAUGAUAACAUUGACAGACAACAUCAGCAGUUGAUAGAGAGAAGGAAGGCGAUUGAGGAUCGAACGAUUAAAUCUUCCGAGAGGUCCAUAUCAUUGCUCAGGGAUUCCGAGCAGAUCGGAGCAGCUACAGCUGAGGAACUUAUGAGACAAAGAGAGCAGUUGGAGAGAACCGAGAAAAGACUGGACGACAUAAACAGUACUUUACGCUUCAGUCAGAAGCACAUUCAGGGGAUAAAAUCAGUGUUCGGCAGUCUGAAAAAUUAUCUCAGUGGAAAAUCCCUGGAGCCACCUGCACCCACCACCAAUGCAAACGAAUUUGAGCCCUCCGGGAGCAGCAGACUGGCCCCCAUUGUCGAGCAGACAAGAUCAAACUUGGCUGCUAAUCAUCCAUCACUCUAUCACCGUGGUCUGCUUGACGAUGGCCCAGAUGACCCAGUGACUGACAACGUCAGCAAAGUUCUCGAGAGGAAUCUGGAGGAGAUGGGGGGAUCUCUAGCUCGCCUCAAAGGUCUCGCCAUUGGUCUCACUGAGGAGAUUGACUCCCAAAAUACAUUGAUUGAUAACGUCGCUGAUAAGACGGAGAGGGCUGACAUCAUGAUUGGGAAACAGAAUAAAGAUAUGAGACACUUGUUGAAGAAGUAGAAUUUUUAAAAUUGGAGGUUUCAUUCGUUCUGCAACGAAUGAUGGCACGAGAUGGGUCAAAUUCACUUCGGGACAGACGAAUUUUUAUAUAUUCAGGGGAAAUUUGGAAGUUUUUGGAUUUUACUCGAUAGUGACUCAACAGGAGGUCGAUUUGUUCACUUGGUCGAUGGUCGGUCGAUCGUCGGUUGAUCACCAGUAGAGGGUUAGUCAAUCGAUGGUUGAUGAUUGGUCGAUCGCUGGUCGAAGGUUAGUCGAUCGACGGUCGAUGGUCAAUUGUUAGUCGAUGGAUGGUCGAUGGAUGGUCAGUCGAUCGUUGGUCGGUCGAUGGUCAGUCGAACGUUGGUUGAUCUUUAGUAGAGGAUUAGGUAAUCGAUGGUUGAUCAUUGGUCAAUUGCUGGUCGAUGGUUAGUCGAUCAACAGCCGAUGGUUAAUUCUUAGUCGAUGGAUGGUCGAUCGAUAGUCGGGCGAUCGUUGGUCGAUCGAUGGUCGGUCGAUCGUUGGUUGAUCACUAGUAGAGGGUUAGGUAAUCGACGGUAAUCAUUGGUCGAUUACUGGUCGAUGGUUAGUCGAUCAACGGCUGAUGAUCAAUUGUUGGUCGAUCGAUGUUAGAUCGUUGGUUAAUCGAUGAUCAAUCAAUCAAAUUGUGAUCGACUAGCAAUCGAUUGCGUGAGCAACUCGAAUCCCCUAUCGAGUGAUCUGUCGGAAUGGUUAGGGCUCUCAAAAAAGCGGAAAAGGGUUUCAUGUUGCGCAAGUGUUCGACACGGCGGAAAACUUUGAAAAUCGUGCAAAUGUUUGUAUUUUUAAUCGAUUGAGUUUAAAACUUGCUUACUCAUAGUUAAUCUGUGCACGAAUAAGAACAGGCAUAGAUUUUUAAAAAUCCAAAUCCAAAUUUAGUAUUUAUCCAUAUUUUUUCUCAUCACUGGCAUUGCCGAUUUUCCGGUAAUGUAUCCGAAAUUGAACAAUUUUUUGCAAUUUCUUUGAGUCUAAAUAUUUAAAAAAAAAUUUUUUGUCAAUACAGGUACACUACAUUAAAUAUGGACAUUAAAUGAAAAUUUAGAAACGAUAUUCAAAGAAAUUAACCAAUCCUUACAUUAACACGUUACUAUUAACUAUGUGUGAAUUGUUUUUCAGCUCAAUUGAUCAGAAAUUUUACGCACUUGAACGAUUCUCAAGGUUUUGGUCCGUUUCAAUUCCUUUUUGCACCUCUAAAUUCUGCGGAAUUGACCGCUUUACUACUUUUUUGAGGCUCUUAACUAAUAUCUAGAAUUUUCAGAUUCAUGAUGUCUUAUUAAGCUAGAGAAAUAUUUUCUCUGGAUGUAAGCUCAAGAAAUAUUUGCAAUAAGACCCCAAUUUAACAAUAAGCCCGGUCUGAACGAUUACCAAGGGCUAAAAGAUAGUGUUUAUAAAAAUAAAGUAGUAAAAAAAAUCAUCAACGACUCCAUGAGUUAUUAAUAUAUAAUAAAAGUCGAAAAUUUUAAUCUUCUCAGACCUGUUUUUUUUCUAGAGGAAAGUUAAUCGUAACAAAAAAUCUCUAUAUAAAUUGGACUAUCAUUCGGUACUUCCGAGAUAUUUCCCAAAACAUUAUCCUAAACUGGAAUUGAUUGAAUCUCUGUUUUGCGUCAUUAAAAGAUGAAAAACAAAACAAAUAAAUGAUUAAGAGAGAAAUAUCAAUAAUGAGUAAUGACACAUGUCUAUCCCAUGGUUUCAAUGAAUCUAUUAACUUAAAUGAAUGGGAAACGUUAGGAGCAUUUUUGCUGUUAGUAUACAAUUAUGAUAUUGAGGAAUUUAUGAAUUUUUCAAUCUACGAAGCUGUCGGAGCUAAACCGAAUUUGACUGGGGCAUUUAGAUAUUUUGAAUUUAUGAUAUUGAUGGAUGAGUUGGGGGAUUGUAUCGAAGCUUUUUCUUAUUAUUGCGUUUGAGGUUUUAUGUGGGAGGGAAUUCACAAAUGCUGAAGGCUCAAUGAAACUGCCAAUAUUACUUUAUUGAGGUAAUUCAUUUGUAAGUGUUUAUAGAAUAAAGUGAUUUUACAUCUGAUUUUACGAGAAAUGGAGAUUUUUCACAAGGAAUUGUCAUUGUUAUGGUCCGAUGGAAUUUUGUAGCUCUUCUUAUGCACUUCCUGAAAUGUUAUUCAUUAGUUUAAUAGAUAGACAUGAAAUAAAAUUCUUUGUAAUACCUG